Molecule: messenger RNA, 1361 nt
Organism: Calypte anna (Anna's hummingbird)
Lineage: Eukaryota; Metazoa; Chordata; Aves; Apodiformes; Trochilidae
Gene: RWDD2B
Product: RWD domain containing 2B
Exons: 4
Coding region: 365-1243 (292 amino acids)
Molecular function (GO): protein binding
Source: RefSeq, a predicted model, not a curated record
CUCUUGGCGCCUGCGUGCUCUUUUUGGGCCUCCGCCAACUAGGACCUAACGUGGGUCUGUGGUGCGGGCCGGGGUUCUGGUCUGCCGACCGGUCGUGUUCGGCGGGGGAGUGGAGACAAGAUACCCCCCUCCCCCGUGCUUCCCCCCAAGGUGCGCCAACGCCCGCGGCCCUGUGAGAGGUGACACGCCACCGCAUCCUGAUCCCUCUGAGGUGAAGAGAAGCCCGGGAGACUGUCAAAGCGUGUCUGUCUCCUUCUGACUGCCCGACGAGUUGGAUUUGAUGGGCUUGGUUGUAGGGAACUCCGUCCCGUGUUCAAGCCCUGUUUUUCUACCCUAGUUUCUUCUCUGCGUAGAAACCAGAAGAAUGACUGACCGGGAAGAAGCCGAAAUGCAGGUUUCAGAAUUGGAUUUACUCUCUAGCAUGUUUCCUUAUGAUGAGGAGUUCGUGGUGACUGACCAGCUGGCUGUAGCAGAACUGAAGCACUAUGUUGAGAAUCCGUCUGCAGAGAUGCCGUCUUCAAAAGUUCAGUUUAUACUGAAUGUAAAACCAGAGGUCUCUGAUGCCUCAAUGGUGGAAUUCUCUAUGGCCUGUGCUUUACCAUUUAGAUACCCAACUGUUCCACCAGAAAUUACUGUGAGGUCAUCAUUAUUAAGCCGCGCUCAGCAGGUUCACCUGAACUCUGAUCUAAAAAUGUAUCUGAUGGAAAACUGCUGUGGUGAACCCUGCAUGUUGAGUGCAAGGGAAUGGGUUAAAGACCAUGCAGCUGCUUACGUUGACAAAGAGCUUUCGUCUUCCUCAGAGUCAGCAUCAAAUGCCAUGCAGUCAGAAGACACCAUCUUCACUCGGUUGUGGAUCUACAGUCAUCACAUAUAUAACAAGCAAAAAAGAAAGAAUAUUAUUGACUGGGCAAAGGAGCUCUCUCUGACAGGAUUUUCCAUGCCAGGGAAACCAGGUGUUGUUUGUGUAGAAGGUCUACAAAGCAGUUGUGAAGAGUUCUGGUCAAGAAUAAGGAGAUUAACGUGGAAAAGAAUUCUCAUUCGACACAGGGAAGAUGUUUCUUUGGAAGGUGGAGAACAUACUGAGAUUCAGAAGCAAAGAAAGUUUUCCAUGUUGGAAGAAAAAUGUUUUGAUGCCCAUGGUACCAGAGGAAAUCAUAUGGAUUUGGGACAGCUGUAUCGGUUUCUAGAAGAAAAAGGAUGUGCUGAUAUUUUUCAGAUGUACUUUGGGGUUGAAGGGCAUUGAAGAGGUUAAAGCUCACCACAGGUCCAAGUGCCUACAUUUGUAAGUAAAUCCGUGUACCAGAUCCCUUAGCUGUUCUGCAGCAAUCCAUCAGAGAGGGAAUUAAUAAUUUGGGGAUGAA